AUGGAUGACGCUAGAGCUGGUCCUUUUCAGGAAGGAAGUGCACGAAAUAAACGAAAAAUAAUUGAAGGAAUUAGUGGUAAUUAUUGUGGAUUGACUGCGGAGGAAGUCCGGAAUUUGUCUAAGUACGCUAUAAGUUCUGAUGAAGACGAACCCAAGGAUCCCUUUGAUGACAGUGGAAGCGAUUUUAUUCCCAGUUCGGAAAGCAGUUCAUCGGAGUCUGAAUUUUUAGAAAUGUCUGAUGUUGAUGGUAAUACCGGUAAUUCGAAUGAAGAGCAGGAGCUGAAUAAUGUCAUAAAAAUAGACGAGGCCAUGAAUGUUGAAAAUCUUGAAAUAAAGUGGACAAACUCUGAGUUCAUACCGAAAAUUUUUGCAUUCAACAAUUCUAAUAGCGCGUUACAAAAUCGUAAUUUGAAUAGUGAGAGUAUCGAAGUAGAUUUUUUUAUGAGUCUUUUGUCGGAAGAUAUUAUGAACGUUAUUGCCAUCGAGAUAAAUAGGUAUGCUCUUCAGAAAGCUGCACCUAAGUGGAAAAACGUGGACGUUCCCGAACUAUACGUAUUUUUCGCUAUGACCAUGCUUAAGACACGUACGAAAAAAUCAAACAUCAAGGAGUAUUGGACCCAAGAUACCUUACUCAGCACUCCGGUUUUUGGAAAGACUAUGUCAAGAAACCAAAAUUAA
Molecule: messenger RNA, 678 nt
Organism: Diorhabda sublineata
Lineage: Eukaryota; Metazoa; Arthropoda; Insecta; Coleoptera; Chrysomelidae
Product: piggyBac transposable element-derived protein 4-like
Exons: 1
Coding region: 1-678 (225 amino acids)
Source: RefSeq, a predicted model, not a curated record